GGUAUUUUAAAUCGAAGCCUUUCGUUUUUGUAUGCUCAAACUGUCAUUGAACAAUCCAAGGAGAUCUAGUGAAAGUAUUGGGUUCGUCAAAUAUUCAAAAAAGGUAACAUUUAUACUGACAGUUACGUGAUUGACACUGGCAGUUUGUCAAUACCAUACAUACCUAACUAUUUUAUUUUUUUCUUAAUAAUGACUGACGUAUAUCAAUAACCAGUUAUUGAAGUAUCAUUUGUCGCUUAAAUUGCCAAGUUGUAGGUUGUCGGCUGGUAAUUUAACUCCACCAGGUGCUUACAUGGGAACACAAUAUGUAUUGUUGUACAUUUCACAAAUCUAGAAAACGUACUUAUUGUAUUAAGAUGUAAAAUUUUCGGGUUUUAACAUCAAGAGCUGUGUGGAUAAAAAUAUACACGUAUAUCGUGUGAGUCUAUGGAGGUUGAUACUCCUCAGCAUGAAAACGAUUACACCGUUUGUUACUCAUAACGAUAAAACGAGCUACCAUGUGUAUGAACCAGCGACCAAUAAAACGUAGAGAUAUGCAUGUGGACGGAUUUGAUAGCGAAUUGCAUGAAACACGUAUUCAAUACAAAAAUUUGAAUAUGAAUAAUCAUUCAUUAUCGUCUAAAGGGUAUUCAACGUCAAGAAAUAAGCAUACAAUAGCAUGUAUAUGGGAACCAUACAAAUCUAGAGAUUAGACAUCAGAGUCACGAAUGCAGUCAUUCUAAUGAAAACGUUGUUUAUUAAUAUUGUUAAACACCAACAGGCGAACAAUAAAAUAAACUUAUAAUCAUUACAAUGGUCUUAAUUGCCAACUGUGUGUUUCUAAUAACAAUAGAAUUUUUUCAACUAAACACUACAAUAUAUGUGCGAUAUCAAGCAGGAAAUGUCAUCUCCUUCAACCCUGAAUGGCCUCCCGUUUACUGUAAGCAGCGUGGAAUGUAUAUUUGCAUGAAGCGGUACCUUUGCCCGCAGUUCGCUGCAUUUGUUGUACCGAUGUUUCGCUGUAAGGCAUCUAGGAGAAGAUGGGUUCGAAACUCUUCCUAAGGUAGUCUUCGAUUUCUUGCCGCGUUUCUAUCACCCGUCAAACGCUGAAUUUCGGUGUCUGUGUUCUUGUGCGAUUCUAUUACGCCUGAACAUGUCCAUGUACCUACACAUAAUCUACAGAUACACACAAACCAUGCAUGUUCUACAGUAUAUUUUUUGUUUGUGUGAGACUGCUUAUUGUUUAAACAAAGUGCGCAAGCCCUUUCCUGUCUCUAUACACCGGGGUGUUAGGAAUUUUGGCACCACAUUCAUGCCAAUUAUAGCUAGUGUUUAGUUGAAAAGAUAUCGGUGUUAAAUGAACUUGAUAAGAAUUCUAUUGUUAUUAGAAACACAUAGUUGGCAAUUAAGACCAUUGUAAUGAUUAUAAGUUUAUUUUAUUGUUCGCCUGUUGGUGCUUAACAAUAUUAAUAAACAACGUUUUUAUUAGAAUGAAUGCAUUCUUGACUCUGAUGAGUGAUGUCUAAUCUCUAGAUUUGUAUGGUUCCAUAUACAUGCUAUUGUAUGCUUAUUUCUUGACGCUGAAUACUUUAGACGAUAAUGAAUGAUUAUGCAUAUUCAAUUUUUUGUAUUGAAUACGCGUUUCAUGCAAUUCGCUGUCAAAUCCGUCCACAUGCAUAUCUCUACGUUUUAUUGGUCGCUGGUUCAUACACAUGGUAGCUCAUUUUAUCGUUAUGAGUAACAAACAGUGUAAAACACUUCUGUUAACUCUGCACAUGAAGAUCCUUCGCUCAAAAUCUCAGUUUGUAAUCUGGUUGUGCUACAUGGACGCUGACAUAGGAUCAAAAUCAUUUUAUAUUUGAAUUCAUAAUAUGCCGUUUAUAUCCGUUCAGUAUAUUUACUUAUUUAUCUAAGAACAUGCUACAUAUGACAUACACACAUACUUUUACCAAAGCACAUGCUACAUAUGACAUAUAUAAGACAUAUAAAUACAAAUGGCACGUACAGCUUUCGCCAAUUACAGCGAUCAUAUGAAACCAUACAGAGAACUCAAUGACAGAGUGUCAUUAAAAUGAUAGGUUUUCUUCUUAUGUAGUAAAGAAUGGCAGAAAAUCCAACUGCAAAACCGGAGUUAGAACCAACAACUGGGCAAGGUAAAAGUUUUCGACAAUUUCUUCCGUUGGAUCGCCAGGCAUAUUCUACAUUAACCAGGUUGAGUAAAACAUCUUUGAAAUUGUCUUUUAAUUCGAUUUGAACCUUACAUAUUUCAGAAAGAGGAUAGUAAAGGGUAUUUUUGUGAGAUGUAAAUUGCCAAUAUUAAAUUUUUUCGUGAAAUGACGGUUUUUGUAUCGUGAAACCUGAAUUUCAUGCAUAGCCGUGUGAGCCAUGAUUGCCGGUAAUUUUGUCCGGGAAAUGAUAAUUUAUUUGAGGCUGGUAGAAUAAAGGCUGGACCAGUAGAGAGACGUGCGAAUGUAAAGAAGAGCAAUGCUUUGGAUUUUAAAAAAGUCUUUCAAUUUUGAGCUUUGAUGCAGUGGUAGACCGCGAGCAGUCCCUCGAAGAAAUGAGGGACCGCCGACAACACAUCAAGAAACGAAAUACGCCCACUUUUCGCUCUUGUCAAAUUGGCUCCCUUUGCAUAAACAUUACUAUAUCCAACUAAAUCUAUCCAAUAGGAAACCGUUAAUGUCAUGUUUAUUUACAGGCCUAGGGUGUAUAAAAAAAGGUAAUCGAACUUCAGCGCGCUAUUGUACCUGGAUUACUCGGCGUAUGAACAUUUUUUUCAUAUUCGAAAAGAUGAGGCUUUUAGCUGUUGAAUGACAUGUUUUUCAUGCCAAAUGGAGAAAAAAUACGCAAGUACGAGUCCGAUAGAAAAUGUUAGUCAGAAUCGCAUAUUACAACGGUGAAAAUAUGCGAUCUGACUAGCAUUUUUUAUCAGACACGUACUUGCUUACUUUUUAUCCAUUUGGCAUGAAGAACAUAUCAAUCAACAGCUAAAAGCCUGAUCUUUAAGAUGAUAAAAAAAUCUCGUUCAUACGCAGUAAUUCAGACACAAUAGCGCGCUGACGUUCGAUUACUUUUAUUUUGACACACCCUGUAUAAAUCAGCAUUCACUCUGGAAAUUAUUUAUAGCAUAAUUACUACAUAUCAGAUUUGAUUGACAAACGUAUCGAUUUCGACCAAUGGGAAUUUUGCGUUGUGUAGGCAACGCGGUUUCAUUUCUUGCUGUGUUGUCUGCAGUCCCUCCUUACCUUUCUCGUGCCCGGAAAUCUAAACCCGCGGAAAGGAGGGACCGCUCGCAGUCUGAUGCAGUGGUGAAAUAUUUAGUUUCGAAGAAGUAAAAAUAUGCUAACGGUUUACUGAGUGCUCAAGACAACAAAGAGCGCCUUUCAAUUUUCGCGAAAUGGUUAUUUUUUUACAUGUAAAAUGUCUAUUUUUCUUUACGUGCUCUCUCCUCCGCAGAGUCUUUAGAUGGCGGAUCUUGGAACACGAGCAGAGUCGCUGGGCGAAGGAGCGCAGGCGGGAAAAGCACGAUUCCACACCCAACAUGGCGAUAAACAGGGGAGGAUAAUUGUCAAACGCAAAACUCAAGUCAAAAUGACUGAGAAAAUAUCUCUUUAUGAUACUGCAACAAGCUCACAAAGACACAAAGAGAUUAUUUUACUAGCUCUACGAAAUAAGAAAAUGUUAUGUCCAGUUUGCGAGAAAACAUCUGCUAUUUUGUCUACUGUAGACAGGGUCUCCCUCUAGUCCACACUGUAAAACAAUGCACACAAACAACGUAUUUAGCGAACAGGUUUUGGUAGAAGGCGAUGCUUUGGUUCGGUAAUAUGCAAGCGAAGAAACUCUGACGAAUAUAAUGGCUUUGUCCGAGAAACGAAGUAGGAGAUAAGAAGUAAACAUUGCUUGCUUAAAUACUUCUAAAUAAGCAGUUCAAUUUAUAUUUGUUUUAAAUACAAUUUUAAAUAAAAAAAAAAAUGAGUAUGUAGCAUACAGAACGGCAUUAUUAAAUUUAUUAUCAAGACUGAAAAUACCAUUUCAACUAUUUCUACUUCAGCAAUAUUUUUAAACAAACGUGACCUUGUCUUCCGAACCGCCCACAAACCCCCUCCCCCGCCCCUCCACUUAUCCUGUUUAUGCCUGAUUUUCAUAUUAACUGAUCAAUAAAUCCUAAGCUUAAUAGUGAAAGGUAUUUUGGCGGUUGUGAAAUGUCGAGAAAGAGACGAUUCUCAGUGGCAAAAGUAAGCUAAUUUUAAAUGGAGAGUAUGUUGACCGUGCAUGGUUCAGUGUUACAAAAAUAGUUAUACAGUAUUAAAUGUACCAUAUAGAGAUUAGUAGAAAUAUCCCUAUAUCGAAAAUAGUUAAACGCGCACGUACGGUUUGGUUAACAUCUACAAUUUCUAAUGUUUAGGUAUAGCUUUUCCAGUGAACGUUACUAAAUAUCACUCCUAAUUGUCUUCCAGGAAAACCGGAAAUUUCACAGUGCAUGGAAUAUUUUUCACACUGUCCAGCACCUAUGUAAUUAAAUGUUAAUGGGGGUCUUUUCUAUUUGUUGUCAGAAAAAAAUUAGUAUCAAUUAGGUAGUUUUAAGAUAUCAGACCAGUCUUAACCACCCCUUCAAUUUUUUUUCAUAUACGGUACAUUACUACGUAGUUAAGAACAGAUCUUUUAUCUGUCAAACAUAACAUAGAGAAAUGUGAGAACGGCAUGAACAUAUAUUGAAUGGUUAAUUCGGGAGUUCGGAAAGUGCAUAUUAAUUAAACUAGAUUCAUAUUCUCCUACAACGAGCCCUUCUUAAAGCGUGGUCAACGGAGCUGAACGAGAGGUUCCGUCGGAAAGCAUAAUAUUAAUAAAAUCUGAUUGGCUGCAACGAAUUUGUCAAAAUAUGUCAAGACAGAAUUUAAUUAGUUAUAUAUUUUUCAAAUGCGUGAUAUAGAGAGCCAAUCACAUGAAGAUACAGCUGCGCGUACAUUCUGUGCACUGUUCACCUGCAAUUAUAACACAAAUAUAUUUCCAAAUCUCUCAGCAGACAUAAUGUUUGUGAUUGUGAAAUCAAACUAUUAGGUGUUCGAGCAUUCGCUAUUUGACUGGGAUCAGGUUUUGCUGCUUCUGAUUUUGACAUUUUCCAGUGCACCUCCGUUGACCGCGUGCACGCAAGAAAGAGCUCAGGGUAAGAAAAUGGAACUGGAUCGUCUAUAUAAAAGCCCGUUUACAUGCAUGUCAGUCAUUUUGGGCAUGGCACCCUUACAUUUUGGCACGAGGACCCAUUAUUUUUGGCACGGCACUCCUGAUUUUUGUCGUGUAAACGCAAAAUUAUAAAGGUCCGCGUUCCAAAAACUUUAGGCGGGCCGAGAACUCCUCAACAGGUAGUCUCGGCCCGCCUGAAAUGGGUCCGCGUCUUGUUUCUCACAUUGCAAAAAUAUUGUGUCUGUACAAACAAAAUAUCGAGAGAAAAUGUGGUCGGACGAAGCUAUAUAUUAUACAAGCUAGAGCUCUGAUACAUGCAUGUAUAUAUAUGGUAAUGCUUAAAGAAACUAUUAGCUACAAAGCAUAUAUUUAAUUAGUUUCAGCAAUGCAUACGUGCUGGUGAAGAUUAUUGUUGUUUCAUAAUUAAGAAUCAUCAAGCGCCAUCGGUAUUAGUAUUUUGCUACGUUUAUAUGGGUUUAUAAUGAAAAGGAUGUAAUGAAAAAAUGUAUUCGUGUCGUGCAAUUUUGGACUGAAGUCAAACUUGUGAUUACAAAUCGUACUCCGGCUUCGCAGUCGCGCGAUUUUGUAAUCACACAAAGUUUGAUUAUCAUCAGCGAGCUACCUUGUGGCGUAGUGGUUUAGAUGUUUAAAAAAUUUUUUCAACCUCUUUUGAGUCUGAUUUUAAGGUUAGAUCUGAGGGGUAGUAUUUAGGGUUGUCAUAUAGAGUAUACAAAAAGCGCCACGUAGUUAGCACGAAGAGCAGGAACUCGAAUGAGCCAUUGAAUGCCAAUAAAAUAAUCACAAAUAAUCACAUGCUUCCACGAUUUGUUUCGAUUGGUCAGAAUUAAGUGAAACCACGUGGGAGAAUAAAUCUUGCGCGAAAAAAACACGACCGAAACUAUUGCUCUCGCUUUAGCUCGAGAUAUAACAAUUAUCAAACGUAUAUUAUAUCCAUGAUGCACUUAUGGAAACCAAUGUUGCUUGAGAGCAAUUUAUUUCGUGGUCUAUUUUGAAAGUGUACUUCUGCAUUUCCUAAUUUUGAAUGAAUCAAUAUUAUCUUCAAAUUACCAAUGUUCAUGGUUCUACUUGAAAAUACCAGGAAAGUUAUACUGAGUGGAGAUUUAGAUAUUUACCUUACGCGUGCUUCCUUGUUUUCUUGUUGAAGCAGCCAUUUUGGAAAUAUCCAGAUCAUGUGAUACUCGGCCGGGCAGCUUUCUUUGGGGAUGGGAACAAAUUAUAUAUGUUGCUCAACAGCAACAUUGGCUUUGAAUAGAAAAAAAUUAUAUUGGCCACCAAGGGAGGGGUUACAAAUUCAAUGUUGCACCUGAGCAACAGUGGCCCCCAGAAGGUAUUUAUGUCCAUUAGCGAUGGAUAUGCUGUUUUAUAACAAUAUGAUCCUUUGGAGCGUUAUAAAAAAGGGGUAGUUGGAAUAUAGAAAAAUUUAGGUUUCAUUUGACGGUGCAUAUGAAACUGCUGUGGACAGUCCAAGUUUCAUAUAUUGCACCAAUAUAUAAAUGGUAGGGACAUAUCUCCUGGAUAGUUAAUUAUAGUCCGUCCUUAAAUACCAAAGGUUUGAUUACUAGUACCAGAAAUGGAAUUAGAUACUAAAACUUUGAGUUCUGGUAUCUCAGUUAGAACUGAAAAAUAAUUGAAAUAUCAUAGAUUCUUGCAUCUUACUCAUCUUUGUGCUAAAACUACACAUUUUGUGCGUGUCUUGCGGCGUGAACGCCUGAGUGGGUGUCUUGUUUGAUAUCGAAACACCUCGAAGAGUGUAUCAUGCACUGUAUGAGUCCACAUACGUCGUAUACCUCGUUCGAGAACCACACACUGCAAGAUCAAUUUGUACAAAACGUCCUGCAGGAAAAGGAAUCAAAAGUGUUUGAGGAAAAUAAUUUAUGGCUUUUUGUCCCUAAAUUUGAGUUUUCACGACAGAAUUAAGCUAAUACCCCCCCCCCCCCCCCUCAUCCACCCCCACCUUCCAAUAUUUUUUGCGUACAGCUGCUCUGCACGAAGGUAAUCGAAUUCAUUUAAUUUUUAAGGAACUGAAGAAAGACGUGAAACUAGAAUUUCUCCACGAAUUAUUGUUCAAAGUGGUGCGUACUAUAUUUUGUUGUUUGGUGAGCGUUAUCGUGAACAAAUUUUGGACGAAUUAAGCCAAGCUGCACAAAACGGAUAUGAUCUUUUAACGGUUAGUGUUCAUUCAGGACUUGAUGGAACCGUCAUCAUGUAUUUUCGAAUUUAAAGUUUUAAUUCCCAAGCCAACGUCCGGGGAAGCGGCUAUGGCACUCCUGCUUUUUGUGUAUAUUAUUAUUAUAUAUUUUUAUUUUUUUUCAAUGCCUGCUUCGAGCACGAUUUUUUAUCAUUUGCGUCUAAAAACGCAUUUGUUUUACAGAUCUUGUACGAAAUGUUUCUCUGUAAUAUAAUUUGGAGUUGUAUUUUGAUUUAAUCCCUGGUUGAGACACAACAGUAAUCCACUGCAAUACCGGUGCACGAUUGAAUAAACAGGAGAGAUAUUUCAUUGCACUAAGCAUAAAGCAUAUGCGAAUAUACAUUUCUUAAAUCUGAUAAUGCUUUAACAAGUGAACUAGGUAAAACAGAUAUUUUUAACUGUAUUUAUAUGUGGCAAUAAAUAGGUUUUAAAAAUAUUGUGUAGUGUUAGUUUCGUUGCUAAUCGACGCUAAGUCAUUAGGUAGACAAAGAUUGAGGUAGUUUAAGAUUAGGUACACACGAAUUUGCAUAGCUAAUAAGAUCCCAAUGGACAUAUAGGGAUAUUAGCUGUCGCCGUAGCAACUGUUACAAGUUGUCUUAUCAUCAUCAUCCUCAGAUUGUGUGUCCUGACGCGACCACUUGCUGGAAAUCGAUAAGAGCCUAAUCAUAAACGUAUGCGUCCUCACAGUGUUAGCCUACUAACACUGUGAGGACGUAUACGUUUACGAUUAGGCUCUUAUCGAUUUCCAAUUCUCCAAGACCUUUUAUAAAUGCGCUGAAUCCAACCGGUUCAGGAAUAUCUGGAUGAUAAGGCGUGACACAAAUAUUUCAUAAAGGUUUACAAUGUCAGAUUCUCGUAUGUCUUGUCUUCUGUAAACGAUUUCUCAUUUUCCAAUCCAAAUCAAAAUCCCCGUAGACGUUAGAGUUGAAUGUAGUAUUUCUUCGGCUUCGUGUUUAUCAUCAAUUAACGCCAAGAUAUUCAAGAAUGCCUUGAAGCCUCCACCGUCCAUGAGAUGAUCUUUUGGCACUAUCCAGGGUUGGAAUGAGGAGAAGACCUUAAGGCGGCUCGAUACAGUAUUAAAAAAAAUGGAAAAUUCACGAUUUAGAUGCGUAUUUUUGGAUUAUUAUUACUUGUUGAUAAACAAAAAGUACCUUACUUAUAUAAAACAACAUCUAACAAGAUUUAGCACAAAAGUUACGCAACUGCCGUUGCUAUGGUAACUAUGACGUUUCAAGAUGGCGGAUAUUUUGGCUUUAAAGUAAUUUAACUCGUAAACGACAUCGAUGAUCCCAAAUUUUAUUUUAAAAAAUGGUUUCUCUUAGUAUAAUCAAUUAUUUUGACAAUUUAAAAAAAAUUCUGUCGUGCAAAAAAAAAUUAUUGUGAAUAAUCACCUUUACUUAUUUUAAAAAGUUUCGGCUCCACAUAAUUUUUUUAAAUUGUAAACAUAGUUCAAUAUACUAAAAGAAAUCAUUUUUUUAAAUAAAAUUUGGGGGUCAGCGAUGUCGUUUACGAGUUAAAUUACUUUAAAGCCAAAAUAACCGCCAUGUUCAAACGUCAUUGUUGCUAUAGCAACGGCAGUUGCGUAACUUUCGUGCAAAAAUUCAAACUCUUUAGAUGUUUUUUAUAUAAGAAAGGUGCUUGUUGUUUAUCAACAAGUAAUAAUUGUCCAAAAAUACGCAUCUAAAUCGUGAAUUUUCCAUUUUUUUUAAACUGUAUUGAGCCACCUUAAUGCUGAUUAUAUCAUACACGUUCUACAAGCAAGUCCUUCUAGGGGUGAUCCAAGUACAAGUCCUAGAAAACCAAUACGGCGCUGAAUAUAACUAAUUCCUCUUUUCGUCCUAAAACUUCUCCUUCUGUUCGCUAGAUUAGCUAGAUCUUGUUUAAAACGUCUCAGUUUGUCGUUCGUUUUAUUAGAGUAUAUAAAAUGUUCUAUACAAUAACACAAACAUCGAAUUUGCUCAGCUGAUGCAAAAUUAAGAAGAGGUUGUUGUUGAGGUUCGAUUUAAAAAGUUCUACAGAGUCCGAAAUAACUACAUUUUCAGGCAACUCGUUCCAUUCCUUUACUGUAACGGUUUUAGGGAAAUACGAAAAUUUGUAAACAUCUUUCUUGAUCCUCGGGACUCUGAAUUAAUUUUAAAAGGAUGGCUACCGGAUGUCCGUGUUUCAGUGUGGGGAACCAGAUGAUUUUCCAAGUUCAUAUCCAAUAGGUUGUGAGACAUUUUAUACAUCGUUGUCAAUCUCACCUUUCUCCUUCUGAUUUCUGAUUUCUAAAGAUCCUUCAGUAUACCAGUGACACUUUCCAUUGGUUUAUUGUUACAUAAACAUAGCCUGUGUACAGCCGUUACUCUCGACGAAGCGCGCGAGAAAACGUCUGUGAGUUGGAUGCAUAAUCCUUGUUCAGGUCACGUGGAUAGUUCACAGUUUUGGGGACAGGCCUCUGAUUGGACAGUGCUUUAUUUGAAUAAUUUAUGAUAAAUGAAGCUAUUUCUUUGGUUAAUUGAUAAUUAGCAUGCGUUUAAAAUAACACCACAAAAAUUUUAAAUUUAGAGAUUUCCAGAUCAAGAAUCAAGAUUUCCUUCGGGGCAUACAAAAGUUUGAAAGACUUGAAAUACCAUCUGAAAAACGAUACACCAGAAAUAUAUGCAUAUAUACAUAUAUUUCUCGAUGAAGAGAUUUGUUUUGAAUGCGAACAAUGCUGAACGAUGAUCAUUGCCGGCAAGUCCGGUGAACAAGCUCAGUUCUUGGCGUACAUGUGGCGUAUAUUUGUUUACAAAGACAAAGUAUUAAAUAUAAAUACAACUGGUUAUUCAAAAGGUGCAUUUUAAAGUAAUAAUAUUAAAAGUUAACUGACCAAGUAAGAAGAAGUUAAACACAUUACAUGUAAAGAAAAUGCUUUAUCGCGAGGGGUCGGGACAUAUAAACAGAUUGUCAAUUUAUUAAAUUGUCAAUUAUAAAUUGUCAAUUUCCGUCCGAUAGUUUGUUGUAUUUUAUAUAUUUGUCAGCAUCGUCCGCUGAGUGUCCAAACACUAGAAUUUUAUCUUAAGCUUGAUUUUCUUAAACUUCGAUACAGCACAAAAUUACUAAUAUAAAAAACGUUCCAAAUAUUUUUUUUUAAUUACACCUUUUCGGUCCCCCUUUUGCAAAUUUUGGGGGCUCCUUAAACUGGGGUCCCGGGGCAAAUUGCACCGUUUGCCCCCUCCCCCCUUCUGGGCGACCCUGGUAGAAAGAAUAAAUCUUCCCGAAUUCGAUGACGUGUUUUGUUUUUAUUUUCCUCAAAGAAAGUGAGUUCGCUUCUGCAUUUUAUCAAGGUCAUUUUAUUGGCGUGUCCACUUACCCGAAACAAGCGUAAUUACAAUAUGUAAUUAGCAUAACUAAAAAGCAAUUCCUGUACCAAACAAAUAAAAAAUAGUUUGAUAAGAUUCUUAAAUAAUACAAAUAUAAAAACAUGCCUUUGAAAUAACGAGAUAUAACGCAGCCAAAAUCGCAAUGUUAAACUUUUCUCCAAACGUUCGUUGAAAAUCGUAAUUGUGAAUAAUAAUGAGACGCAACGCAUUGCGGGAAGAACCUCAUUCCUCCUCUGGGGCAUAACCAUGCACAAUGAGCUAGACAAGACAUCAUUCGCGGCUUCGGGAAAUGCACAACACAAUUUAUGAAACCAUAAAUUACACUCCUGACAUAUAACUACGGACUCAUGAGCUCCCACAAAAUUCAUACACAAGUCGCAUUUGGGCUGGACAUCGUCACCAGGGUUUAAUUCAACAUCACUCCCAAGUAGAAGCAACACAUGCGAUAACCACCCAUAAUUAUUUAAAACAUGCUUGAGGCUAUUUCACAUUCUUCGACCUAACCAAGCGAGCCAAAACUUCAAUUCCUGCUGAAAUGGCAUCCUUCUAGCCAGAGGAUGGCAAUUUUUAAACUCCAAAACUCCACCAGGAUUGUUACAACGACUCUCAACAAUUGUGAGCCUUCAUCGUUCGAAUGUGCAUAAAAAUAAAAAUAUUAUUAACAGAGCCCAAAUAGACACGGCCAUGUUUGCAUCAGACAAGUGUUUUGGGGUUUUUUUUUUAGUAUGAUAUAAAACGCCCAAAUCAUGCGUAAAUACGUAAUUCAAGAACUGAGCAAAUAUUAAUUAACGUAUGUCCAGAGCUUUCCAAGAUUCAAUUACUAAACUGGCCAUACGCGCGGAGUCAGAUAACGUCAAGAGUAACGCCUGUUUUAUACGCCAACGUCUGGGUGAUCAUUUCCAACGAGUGAUUCAACGUUGAAUAAACGUCGUUUUGCCCGCUGGACCGAAUUUUGGUCGCGUCGAAUGCAAUUAAGUAAGACAUUAGAUAACGAGAUGAUAAACCUCAUUUUCAACCUUCAUUAUCUAUUGUUUUAAUUGCAUUAAUCGCAAUCGAAAUUCGACGUAAGGAAUGAGAGCAAAAAAAGUUUAGGAUUGGCGUUUUGUCUUAGCAAAAACAUAUAUUAUUGUUUUUUUAAUUGUCGUCGGAGAUAUUCCUGUAGCUAAUGAUGGCAGUGUUUGUGUUCUAUUUUAUUGUUACAUACUAUACCAAGGAAAGUUGCAUCUGUUGUCGUGAAACCAAAGUGACCCAAAAUAUUUUUUUAAAUAUUUAUUCCAUCACGACAGAUCAAAACACUAACCUUGAAUUCUAUUGAAUUGUAUCAGGAAGGCCGCACAGCAGUUGAUGCUGUAGAAGAAGCAGUUCGUUUACUGGAAGACAGUAAGUACUUCAAUGCUGGCCAUGGAUCAUUAUUGAACAAUGAAGGUGAAGUAGAAUGCGAUGCAAUGAUUAUGGAUGGACACACAAUGGAAACAGGUAUAUGAUUUGGCAGAAAGCAAACAAUGUUGUCAAGUGAAAUACUCGUUAUCGAAGUAACGCGAUACCAUUACUUUUUUAGUAAGUUUUUGGUACUAGCUAUAAUUACUUACAUGCCAUGUGGAAGUAACGUUCUUACGUAAUUUAUUAAUUUAUCUAAAUAAAAAAUUAUUGCAAUCUGAUUGGUUAAGAGGAGGGCUAUUUUGUAUUAAUUGCACUCACCAGAAGUAUAAUUAAUGACUUGAAAGGCAAAAUGGCGGCUCCCUUUGUAAAUACAGUACAAACGAGUCUAAAAUUUACUUGCUUAAAAAGCAAAAAGUAAUUUUGUGUUAUGUGUAUGUAUUUUAUAUUUUUUCAACAUAAUCAACUAUGAAAAUUCCAAAAAGAAACGCCUGUUCAGCUGUCGAACGUUAACUAGUCAUGCUAUUGCGCCUGAUGUAACUUAAGAUAGCUCAAUACAAGCUACAAAAAUGGAAGGUUCACGAUUUAGAUCUGCUUUUUUAUUAUUACUUCGUAAAAAACAAAAAAUAUCUUAAUACUGGUAUAAACAACACCAAAAUGGUCUCAAUUUUUUCUCCAAAGUUGCACAACUUCGGUUGCUAUGGCAACAAUGACGUUUCAAGUAAUUUAACUUGAAAAUGUGAUGGGUUGCCCUCAAAUUUUAUUUCAUGAAAUGAUUCCUCUUAGUAUAAUCAAAAUUUAUUAUAGACCACCGCCCAACAUUCUGAAAGGUACACUCUGAUGGCAUUUUUUGUUACAAGCUGCUAACUGGCAUUUUCUUAUAGCUUACACAUUGGUAAACAAGACUACAUUUUGCGUAAUAAAGUACUAUAUGUUGACUAAAAAUACAAAAUUUCAAGUUCACUUUUCACAAAAAUAAUCUAUACCAUUAGAAAGAUUACAGAGAGGUAUAUAUAAGACAUUUAAGAAACAUUCAAACGUUAUUAUUGCCAUAUAGCAACGGUAGUUGCAAAACUUUUGUUACCCAAUGAACAUAUUAAUCAAAAUUUUGAACUCAACAAGUCUAGACAAAAUUUUCAUCACAGCUUGAAAGAGCAUCACAAAAUUAGCAAUAAUCCAAAGUUUCGUUGCGAAAUGUUGUAAAAUGCGAAUAAUAUAGCCUUUGCGAAGUUUGCAAUUUUCAGUUAUUUUGUAUUACAAACGGGAAAUGGUUACCACUUACGUGCGUAAUACAAAAUGACUGAAAAUUACAAACUUCGCAAAGGCUAUAUUAUUCGCAUUUUACAACAUUUCGCAACGAAACUUUGGAAUAUUUCUAAUUUUGUGAUGCUUUUUCAUGCUGUGAUGAAAUUUUAUCUAGAUUUGUUGAGAUCAAAAUUUUGGUUAAUUGGGGAUUGGUCCAUUAUUAACUCUGUAUCUUGAUCCGUAGGCGCAGUUAUGGGUGCACGCCAUUUUUCAAAUCCUGUUUCGUUAUCCAGAAAAAUCAUGGAAGAAUCAUAUCAUUGCGCCUUAAGCGGAGAGGGAGCUUUGAGAUUUGCUGAGAGAAUAGGCUAUCCCAUUUGUGAUCCGAAAGAUCUUAUAGAAGAAGAGAUAAAAAAGCGUUCAAGUGAUCUUAAUCUAACCUACAAGCGCUAUUCAGAUAUUAUAAAAUGUUACAUUUUGGGAGAGGCACUGCCUGAUAAUCCUGAAAAUAACGAAAGUGAGCAACCCCCUACCUCCUCUGACGCCGCUUUGCGUGUUAGGGAUACCUUCGACACAGUAUCAGCCGUUGCUUUGGAUAGCAAUGGGCACUUUGCGUGUGCAACAUCUACAGGUAAUAUUGAAAUAAAAUAG
This is a messenger RNA of Paramuricea clavata, 13986 nucleotides long. Lineage: Eukaryota; Metazoa; Cnidaria; Anthozoa; Malacalcyonacea; Plexauridae. The record is from the annotation of a GenBank genome assembly.